AAACGCUUUUGGGACGCUUUCCUUUCAUUUUCUCGUUUUACCUGUUUAUGAAGCAGGAAAAACUUGCCCCAGAUGAAUUGUUCUGUCCGGAGCGCCUGACCCUACGUUUGCCGAACUGCGUUGGUAGCUCUCGACGGACAUCCGAUGAUUUAUGCGUGCCUAUAGACUGCGAAGCUGAGCUGACUUGCCCUCACUCCCAUGUUGACAGAAAGUUGAAAUGGCAUUACCACGGUGAUGACUCCUUUUGGGGAUCCUUGUACACCGGGUCUUGUUUCAUUCCCUUUGCUUUUCCUUCGCCCCACUUUUAUUUACUUUCUUGUUUCCAGCCUGUCAAUUUCCCUUUUCUCCCCUCCCCUAUCGCAACCCCCUAUUGAUGCUGCCUCCGGAAGGACCAAAGGGAGGAUGCAUUGCUUCCAUUCCCCGUUUACCAACAGACGAGGCCCAAAACAUUUGAGUUUCUACAUGUAGACGAGACCUGAAUUUUCCUAUUCGAGC
Messenger RNA from Aspergillus welwitschiae, 495 nucleotides. RefSeq lists its product as uncharacterized. The transcript has a single exon. Bases 48 to 374 code for a protein of 108 amino acids. NCBI's taxonomy places the organism in Eukaryota, Fungi, Ascomycota, Eurotiomycetes, Eurotiales, Aspergillaceae. The record is from RefSeq and is a predicted model, not a curated record.